AUGCAGAAGAGGGGGGAAAAUCUCCAGUCUUUGUUGUGGCUUGUGCGCUGCUGAUGACCUUCACCUGGGAAUGAUCAAUAAUCAAUCAGUAAUUAUUGCAUGUCACGUUGUCCUUCCGAUCAACCCUGAAUCUCGGACAUCGAGUGAUUUUAUCGAAUAAUUACUGACAUUUGAAGGCCCAUAACCUCUAAAAUGGCUCACUGCUAGAUAAAAAUGAAAUAGGGCGGAAGUUUACAGAAUUAUUCAUCAAUUGAGUGAUUUAUUCGUCAAUUGAGGGAAUAAAUUUGGCAAGAUGCAUAGGGUUGACAUGAAGAUUGUCCUCCUGGGGCAUGGGGCUGUGGGGAAGACCAGUCUCAUGGAGAGAUUUGUUAACGAGAGGUUUAACGAGUCACUGAGUUACCAAAACACUAUUGGAGCAGCAUUCGCAUCUAAACAAAUUGAAGUUGACGAUCAGAAACUAAUUUUAGGAAUUUGGGACACUGCUGGCAGUGAGAGAUAUGACUCAAUGACAAAAAUCUACUAUCGUGGGGCACGAGCAGCAAUCGUCUGCUACGAGAUCUCCAACCAAAAUACUUUCAAUCGAGCCAAACACUGGGUGAGAGAACUCAGAAGUGUUGAAGAAAAAUGCAAAAUCUACCUCUGUGCCACGAAGAACGAUCUGGUGGAAAUGGGACACGAACCCGCCCCCAGUUUGGAUACUGUGGAAAUUUAUGCCUCUGGAAUACAGUCGAAGUUGUAUAUUACGUCUAGUAAAACUGGGGAAAACAUUGCUGAAAUGUUCCGAGAGAUAGCGCAGGAUUUUCUAUCGGAUCCUAGUAAUCGAGAGGAGCUCAAACAAGAGUUGAUAAGUCUCUCUGUAAAUGAUAAGGGAUCUUCCUGCUGUGCCUUCCUCCACCGGAGAUAGUACUCUCAAAAACAACUCAAGAAAUCCAUCUUUUUAUUUGCCAUAAACAAACGUGUAACGAAAUAUUCCUCUCAAAGCAGGAAUUAAUUGAAGAAACUAAAAAGAGAAAUUAAUGGCUUGCGUAAAGGUGUGCUACUGCGUCUAUUUUCAUAAACGAUCAAUCAUGCUGAAGCUUUAUUUAUCAAUUACUUAAGGAUUAUGUUUAAUUUUGUGCUCAUACGAGUAAAAAGGCUGAAGACAAUGAGAGAUAAUAUUUUUAUUACGCAGGAUAGAUUUAUUGGAAAUGUUAUUUACAAAUAGAAAUUUAAAUAUCAAUAAAGAUUUUAUAAAAUAA
This is a messenger RNA of Diachasma alloeum, 1238 nucleotides long. RefSeq names its product ras-related protein Rab-24. Lineage: Eukaryota; Metazoa; Arthropoda; Insecta; Hymenoptera; Braconidae. The record is from RefSeq and is a predicted model, not a curated record. Bases 293 to 904 code for a protein of 203 amino acids. The transcript is spliced from 4 exons. Gene Ontology annotation, molecular function: GTPase activity; GTP binding.